Messenger RNA from Lepisosteus oculatus (spotted gar), 2310 nucleotides. The record is from RefSeq and is a predicted model, not a curated record. Lineage: Eukaryota; Metazoa; Chordata; Actinopteri; Semionotiformes; Lepisosteidae.
UAUAUUCAAGUAAACAGCAUCGCGCCGUGCACAGGAGUUUGGCUUCUGGGAUAUACAGUGAGGCUGCUGGAUUCCAGGCCAUCGGGAUGCUUUGCUCCAGCUAAUCCUGAGCAAUCGGGUGACCUGCAGCUCCAGGGUCAAUCGGGGAGCUGUGCAGCACUGGAGUUCUGGACGGGUGGCAGCCCUGGAAUCCAGGUGCCCAGCGUGCUUCUGCUGCUACUACUGAGAGCUGUAUCUCAGCUUCUGAAGAUCUACGGCGUCAGAAUGGCGGAGGCUGGGGACCAGAACCUCUUUAUCGGCCGCAAGUUCGUCUCGGAGGCGGAGCUGGACGAGCAGCGGAAGAGGCGGCAAGAGGAAUGGGAGAAAGUCCGGAAACCCGACGAUCCAGAAGAGUGCCCGGAGGAGGAGUACGACCCGCGGUCGCUGUACGAACGGCUGCAGGAGCAGAAGGAAAAGAAGCAGGAGGAGUACGAGGAGCAGUUCAAAUUCAAAAACAUGGUCAAGGGCCUGGAUGGGGAUGAGACUCAUUUCCUGGACGAGGUUUCCAGGCAACAGCUGCUGCUGGAGAGGCAGCGCAGAGAGGAGGACAUGAAGGAGCUGAAGGAGUACAGAAGUGCUCUGGCGAAGCUGCCAGCAGACUCUGAGAGCAGGAAGGACGAGAAGAAAGCCGUGUCCAAGCCAGCUGACAGUAAGAGCUCCUUCUCACAGGCCCGGCUGCUGGCGGGCGCAGUCAAGAGGCGAAGCUCCGACCCCUCAGACACUGCGAAGAAACAGAGGCUGGAGACGGAGGAGCUGGGGAGUGAGCCAGGUGAUGGGUCUUUGGGUGUGGCUCGGUGUGGGACGGGCUUGGCUUGGUGUGAGGUGGGUGAUAGCGCCCAGCUGACCUGAGGGGGCUAUCCACGAGAGACCAGCUGGGCACACUGAGCUCAUUCGGUGUUCGAAAUCAACAGCGCGACUGCGUCCUGGUUGCCAUGCCAUUCUUCACAAUCCACAGAAGAGUGAGGCAGGUGCUAAAUACUUCAGUGUAGACUGUAGCAGGAUAAUGUUCCCAGGCUGCCAGUUAACACAGUUCUUGAAGUGAAGCUGCUGUCAGGUGUGAAGACCUUUUCCUCAGUCUGUUCAUGAAGCACUGCCUUCUCGCUUGUAUGUAGAGCAUCUUUCUAUAUUUUAAUAUUAGUUAUGUCUUAUUUAAGAAGUUUUUUUUGCUUUGGAAGAGUUUUAAAGAGCUGUCUAAAAAAUGCAUUUUAAAUUAAGAUAAGUGAAGAGUUCAAGCCCUUAGGAACAAUUCACUGUGAUUUCCGAGAACCUUUUAAUCAGUGCAGCAUUUUAAAAUGUGCGAGUUUGAAGUGUGUAAUUAGUAGCAGUCAGCCCGGCCCCCUCGCGGCCCCUGUGAGUGACAGGUGAGUGACAGGUGGGCUCAGCUCUGUCACUCAGGCUCUGCCUGGCCCAACACACAGCACCCGCUGUCUGCACUGCUGGGGCGUCACACAGCACUAAGCAAGGCUGAGCUCUUCACACAUUAUCGCCGUGCUCCAGGAAAGGGUCAAGCAUGAUUUCCUGGCCCAUGAAUAGGAGGGAUUUCCUUUAAAAACCUUGGAAAAUGAUCAAAGCCAGAGUCUUUGGGCUUUAUUUCACACGUGGAAUGAGAAAAACUGGAGUUGAGCACUCCAGUGAAUCUAAGCACCCAAUUGAGGCAAAUAUUUAGAUAUUUUAAGCUCAGUAUGUUAUUAAGAUUUUUGUAAUUCAUCAGUGAUCACUGACCACCCAGCGCCUUCUGCAGGUGGGAGCUGGGAGAAACCGGGCGUCUGCAGUUGCUGUAACACUCGUAUCUAUUAAUCCUUCUUUGUUGGAAGCGGGAAAGAGCCUGUGUCUGUGCUGGGGGGGCCUCUGAGGGACAGUUUGUCAAGAACACCAGUCAGGAGCACCAUUAAAGGAGAUCAGGGUUUACUUCAGUCAUACAGGAAGACUUGAGAACUUCACAGCUGCCAGGUCCUCCAGUUCAUAUUGGUGACAGUACUGACCUUAAUUGUGGAAUUGGUCGUUAACACAGUGGCUCAUUAGGCAUUGAGGAACCCGCAAAGUCAGACAAGGUCCUGUGCUUUGCACUGAGGGAAGUUGUGGCUCUGGAGCCCAAAAACAGGCCUGCAGGUUUUACAGGAGUAGUAUGAGUAACUGAAAGGCUGUAGGUUCGAAUCCCAGGUGAGACACUGCUGUAGCUUCACCUGAACUGUCUCAAUAAAACACACAGCCAUGUAAGUGGGUACUUAUGUACUGUAAUUUUGAGUAAACACAAAAUAAAUAUAAAAACUA